AUGUUCCAAAAUAGUCUACAGACAACAUCGAUCCUAGUUACCGGACGCCUUUCUUCCGAAGCACUGGCAGCCUCUGCCUUCUCUUACACGUUCGCCAUGGCAACCGCAUGGCUCAUUGCCCUCGGUGGAAGCAGCGAAUUAGACACAUUGGCCGCAAGCAAUUUCACAGCCUCCAAAGACAAGCGCAACCUCGGAAUUCUUCUGCGAAGAGGGCUGUUGGUCUUGACCGCGUCCUCCGUCAUCAUCGUUCUGUGGUGCUUUUCUGAGCCCCUAUUCAGGCGGUUUGGACAGCCGGAGCACAUUUGCACGCAGAGUUCUUGGUUUCUCCAGCUACUCGCUCCAGGCAGCCUCGGUUUGGCUUGUAUGGCGCUCCCAUGGCCACUGGCAUAUCAUACUGGGUUUCAUCCUCUUUUAGUUGCCUAUGCGGCACUUGUUUAUGGCGAGGAGUGCUGGAGUGGCAUUCAACUGGAGAGUUCUCUGAGCAACUCUUGGACCUUUGCUAAACUUGCCCUUCUGGGUUUCGUCCAUGUUGGAACUGAGUGGUGGGCGUUUGAGACUGUUGCUCUUGCCGCAGGCCGACUUGGCACCACUUCCCUUGCGGCCCAGUCAGUCGUUAUGACUGCCGACCAGAUUAUCAACACCAUUCCGCUUGACCUGGGCGUUGCAGAGUCGGCACGCUUGGGGAACCUUCUGGGGGCCCAAGACCCCAAGGCCGCCAGACGGUCUGCCCAUUGUGCCGCCGUCCUCUCUGUCCUCUCUGGCUCCAUCAUUCUCACGAUUCUAUUUGCAACAAGAUACUCCAUAGGGGGGCUGUUCAACAGUGACGAGCGCGUCAUUGGCCUUGUUGCUGACAUUAUUCCCUAUGUGGCGCUGUUUCAGAUCGCAGAUGGGUGGCAUGGCAGCUGCGGCGGAGCGCUGAGAGGCAUGGGACGUCAAUGGGUUGGGGCCCUGGUCAACUGCGUCUAG
This is a messenger RNA of Metarhizium acridum CQMa 102, 966 nucleotides long. RefSeq names its product ethionine resistance protein. Lineage: Eukaryota; Fungi; Ascomycota; Sordariomycetes; Hypocreales; Clavicipitaceae. Gene Ontology annotation, biological process: transmembrane transport. Gene Ontology annotation, cellular component: membrane. Gene Ontology annotation, molecular function: antiporter activity; xenobiotic transmembrane transporter activity. The record is from RefSeq and is a predicted model, not a curated record.